UUCCCCUUCUCUCUCUCUCUCAGGCACCACAUCUGAUUGGAUGGUUUAGUCAGAAUGACAGCCGAAGAUCCCGCCUCCUCCUCUUCAGCCAUGAGUAAUAACCCAGCGCCUUCCGGUUCCAACCCCCCAGGCCCUUCCCAUCACUCCCCGCAUGGACCAAUCACAGUGCCCGAGGGUGUGUCCGGGGCCCACAACGAAGCAGCCCUAGUGUCUCUGAUGGAGCGUACGGGGUACGGCAUGGUGCAGGAGAACGGUCAGAGGAAAUACGGCCCCCCGCCGGGCUGGGAAUCCGCCUCCCCGCCACGCGGCUGUGAGAUCUUCGUGGGUAAGAUCCCCCGGGACGUCUACGAAGACGAGCUGGUCCCGGUGUUCGAGUCGGCGGGUCAGAUCUACGAGAUGCGUCUGAUGAUGGACUUUGAUGGGAAGAACCGCGGCUAUGCCUUCGUCAUGUACACACAGAAACACCAGGCUAAACGCGCCGUGCGGGAGCUCAACAACUAUGAGGUGCGUCCCGGACGCCUCCUAGGGGUCUGCUGCUCUGUGGACAACUGUCGCCUCUUCAUCGGGGGCAUCCCCAAAACCAAGAAGAGAGAGGAGAUCCUGGAGGAGGUGUCCAAGGUGACUGAGGGCGUCCUGGACGUCAUAGUGUACGCCAGCGCGGCGGACAAGAUGAAGAACCGGGGCUUUGCCUUCGUGGAGUAUGAGAGUCACCGUGCCGCGGCCAUGGCGCGCAGGAAGCUGAUGCCCGGCAGAAUCCAGCUGUGGGGGCACCAGAUCGCCGUGGACUGGGCGGAGCCGGAGAUAGACGUGGACGAGGACGUCAUGGAGACCGUGAAGAUUCUAUACGUCAGGAACCUGAUGAUGGAGACCAGCGAGGACACACUGAGACAGGUGUUUGGCCAGUGGAACCAGGGCUGCGUGGAACGUGUCAAGAAGAUCCGCGACUACGCCUUUGUCCACUUCUCGUCCCGUGACGAUGCCGUGGUUGCCAUGGACCACCUGAACGGGACGGAGGUGGAGGGGUCCUGUAUCGAGGUCACCCUGGCUAAGCCUGUCGACAAGGAGCAGUACACGCGUUACCAGAAGGCAUCUAAAGGGGGCGCUACAGCCGCCGCGGCCGUGGCAGCUCCGGAACCAGUCCAGCAGAACUACGUGUACCAGUGUGACCCCUACACCCUCACCUACUAUGGGUACCCUUACAACACGCUGAUCGGACCCAACAGGGACUACUUCAUCAAAGGAGGCCCAAUGAUACAGACCAAUGCAGGUGCUGUGCGAGGUCGUGGCCGAGCGACGGCAGGUAGCCGUGCCCCCGGCCCCCGGGGGUCAUACCUGGGUGGUUACUCUGCUGGGCGGGGUAUCUACAGCCGGUACCAUGAAGGCAAAGCCAAGGGCCCCGACAACAAGGCCUACGAGCUGGUACCGUCUAUGGAGCUGACUGCCUCAGUCAACCCGUUGGGUAUCAAGCCUUGCACAAUGGGCCUGCAGGCUCUAGGAGGCCAGUACCCGGUGUUCCAGGGAGCCAAGCUGAUGGAGGAAGGGAAGAUGCAUCACUCUGUGGAACACCUCAUUAACCCCCUGGCCCUGCAGCACGACCACACAGCCCAGAACACACAGACUGUUAUACCUGCUGUCUCCUCCCCUCCACCCUACCAGGGUCGUCCCAUCACACCAGUGUACACCAUGACCCACAACAUGCAGCGUAUCCCCACGGCCAGUGGUCUGUACGGAGCAGGCUAUAUGCCCAUCACCAACUACAACGCUGCUGCCCUGGCAGCCCUGCAGAAGAACGCAGCCGUGGCGGCUGCAGCCUACGGAGGGUACGCGGGUUACGCCGUGCCCCAGGCCUUCCCUGCCGCAGCAUUUCAGGUGCCCAUCCACGACGUCUACCAGACCUACUGACAACAUCUACCAGACCUACAGCUACCAGCUACCAGACCUACUGACAACAUCUACCAGACCUACUGACAACAUCUACCAGACCUACUGACAACAGCUACCAGACCUACUGACAACAGAUACCAGACCUACUGACAACAGCUACCAGCUACCAGCUGUCUGGUCCACAACGCCUGUUCAACCACCACUCAACGUUCAAACAACUUGUGUGUCAGGAACUACAGACGACCUACAGAAGACCUCAUCCCCACAUAUCACCUCCCCCCCCCCGUUCAAAUAACGACACGUCAACUCAAUGUCUCCAACAGCAACGUCUACAAUGUCAAAAAAACUAACUAAAUGGACCCUUUAACACAAACUCUACUCUGCGUCGGUUCUUCAACGUCAGCCCAACAUCUAGGCUACGUUAUGACGUGCGCCAAACCUUCGACGUUUUAACAACGUCCUACUGACAGGUUCACAUUGGUCCUAGUGAAUACUGGACCAGACGUUCCCCAACGUUCACACAACAUUCACACAAUAUAUUCUAUGAAUAGAAUAGAGCCUAUAUCGCUCAUAUUCAAAUCUGGAGAGUUCCUCUGCUUUGUUUCAUUGUUCCCCUCUAAUCAGGGCCUGGUUUAGACCUGGGUCACCAGUCAUUGUUCUCCUCUGAUCAGGGCCUGAUUUAGACCUGGGACACCAGUCAUUGUUCUCCUCUGAUCAGGGCCUGAUUUAGACCUGAGACACCAGGUGGGUGAUUCUCCUCUGAUCAGGGCCUGAUUUAGACCUGGGACACCAGUCAUUGUUCUCCUCUGAUCAGGGCCUGAUUUAGACCUGAGACACCAGGUGGGUUAUUCCCCUCUAAUCAGGGCCUGAUUUAGACCUGAGACACCAGUCAUUGUUCCCCUCUAAUCAGGGCCUGAUUUAAACCUGGGACACCAGUCAUUGUUCCCCUCUAAUCAGGGCCUGAUUUAGACCUGGGACACCAGUCAUUGUUACCCUCUAAUCAGGGCCUGAUUUAGACCUGGAACACCAGGUGGGUACCAUUAAUGACCAGGUAGAGGAGAAAAACAGCAUUAGUCCAGACCUGGUAGGUAUCCCAGGAAUCCCCAGGGUCUCUAAUCAUCCACUUCCAUCAGAACCAUUGAUGUAUAGCAGACUGUGUAGAAGAAAACAUAUAAGACCCAAUGAAGGAGAUGUGGUCUGGUCAUGGGUUGAAGUGCUCACCUUUAGCUUUACACUCAACAUCACCCCACCCCCACCUUCUAUGACAUCACUGCAUCACCCUGACAACGAACCCCCCCCCCCUCACCUUCUAUGACAUCACUGCAUCACCCUGACAACGAACCCCCCCCCCUCACCUUCUAUGACAUCACUUCAUCACCCUGACAACGGACCCACCCCUCACCUUCUAUGACAUCACUGCAUCACCCAGACAACUGACCCCCCCCCCCCCACCCCCACCCUCUCCUCCCUGUUGCCUGGGCAACAAGAACAUUGAAGGUACACUGAAGUAUUUCCGAAGAGGUGUUAUGUUUCUGUUGUUUCUGUUUUCUGAAAUAGAAAAAGAAAGAUAACAUUUUACUUUGUUUUUUCGAACUUUAGUUAACGUUUAAAAACAACACAAAUAUAACAAAAAUAUAAACUAAAAUGAGAAGAAAAAAAUACUACAGAAACUACUGAAGACUUUUAUUUAAUUUUCUGAAUUUAUUAUUAAAAGGAGUUUGUAUUUUAGGUUGUUUUCAUUAAUCCAUUCAUGCUGUUAGCUUCAUAGAUGAGUUUGCUUGUUGUUGGGGGUAUCUAUUAGUUUUCAGAUACUGUAAUACUGGGUAUCAUUUAAAAACGUGUAUUUUUUAUGGGUGUUUUAGAUAUGUUUCUGUUCUGGAACCUGGGCCUGUCACUUCACUGUCUCCUCCAGCAGACUAAGACUGAAUUGUUUUAUUUUAUCAUGUUGUUGUUGUUGUUGUUGUUGUUCUGUACUUUAUUCUAAUUGUUUGUAAUUGCUUGAUUCUCACAUGGUGAACAAAUAUGGACAAAGGCGUUUAUUAUUUUGUAUUGCUCUGCCCUUAACACUCUCUAGCGCUAGCAUAUGCUACGUACGCUAAGCUAACUGCUAAACUAGCAUAUGCUACGUACGCUAAGCUAACUGCUAAACUAGCAUAUGCUACGUGCUAAGCUAACUGCUAAACUAGCAUAUGCUACGUACGCUAAGCUAACUGCUAAACUAGCAUAUGCUACGUACGCUAAGCUAACUGCUAAACUAGCAUAUGCUACGUGCUAAGCUAACUGCUAAACUAGCAUAUGCUACGUACGCUAAGCUAACUGCUAAACUAGCAUAUGCUACGUACGCUAAGCUAACUGCUAAACUAGCAUAUGCUACGUGCUAAGCAAACUGCUAAACUAGCAUAUGCUACGUACGCUAAGCAAACUGCUAAACUAGCAUAUGCUACGUGCUAAGCUUACCGAAACACCCUGUUAGCUUUAUGCUAAGCUUACCGAAACACCCUGUUAGCUUUAUGCUAAGCUAGCAGCAUCACACUCCGCUGAGCUUCAACCCACUGUAAAGCCUUUCUACUGCAGUGCCUUUCUACUAGAGAUCUGUGUCUCUCUGGGUUCGACUAUUGUGCCUUUCCACUAGCCGAUCUUAUGAUCUCUGAGCUCAACUGCAGUGCCUGUUGAAUAUGUUUUACUCUGUACACUACACUAGCAUUUCACAGAAUACUACAUGCCCAAUAGACUGCUUCAUUCUCAGCGGUAGCUGGUCGUUGGAACAGAGACUAUGGUCAGGAUUUAAUCCCAAACCGCUUGAAGUUUAGAGGUAAUUUCCAAUUAGGCAGCAGCAUCGUCGACAAGCCGCGAUCAGAUUGAAUCCCUGCCGAUACCUCUCUGGUCCUGGAUCUCUUUGGGUUU
Oncorhynchus kisutch (coho salmon) is the source of this 4788-nucleotide messenger RNA. Its product is annotated as RNA-binding protein 47. The coding region runs from base 55 to 1902 and encodes 615 amino acids. Gene Ontology annotation, molecular function: RNA binding. NCBI's taxonomy places the organism in Eukaryota, Metazoa, Chordata, Actinopteri, Salmoniformes, Salmonidae. The transcript has 6 exons. The record is from RefSeq and is a predicted model, not a curated record.